Molecule: messenger RNA, 2860 nt
Organism: Ricinus communis (castor bean)
Lineage: Eukaryota; Viridiplantae; Streptophyta; Magnoliopsida; Malpighiales; Euphorbiaceae
Product: potassium transporter 4
Exons: 9
Coding region: 199-2550 (783 amino acids)
Biological process (GO): potassium ion transmembrane transport; cell tip growth
Cellular component (GO): membrane
Molecular function (GO): potassium ion transmembrane transporter activity
Source: RefSeq, a predicted model, not a curated record
AAUGAUCUCAGAUUAUUAGUAUUAUUAUUAUUAUUUCUGUAAUUAAGUAUGUUUAUCGUUUAUAUUAUUCUUUUUUUCUCCUUAAAAUUUAAAAAAUAAGGUUGAUUUGAUUGUUUUAUUAGAGAGAGCUCUUAUUAAGAGCUCGAAAACAAGAGAAACGCAGAGACAGAGAGAGCGAGCUUGGCUUUUGCCAUAAUAAUGGAGCCCGAAUCUGGACUUCGCUCUCCUUCUAAUCCUUCUCAGCUUUCAUGGGUUAAUCUUUCCAGGAAUCUAAUAUUAGCAUACCAAAGCUUCGGUGUAGUAUAUGGAGAUCUUAGUACUUCACCUCUCUACGUUUUUACAAGCACAUUUGCUGGGAAGUUACGUAAUCAUCACAAUGAAGAAGUAAUAUUCGGUGCAUUUUCUUUGAUUUUCUGGACUCUUACUCUGAUACCCUUGACUAAGUAUGUCUUUAUCCUACUCAGCGCAGAUGAUAACGGUGAAGGUGGCACAUUUGCUCUUUAUUCAUUGCUUUGUAGGCAUGCAAAGUUUAGCUUACUUCCCAAUCAACAAGCAGCUGAUGAAGAACUCUCAACUUACAAGUAUGGCCCCUCAGGACAGAGUUCUGGCUCUCAUGCACUGAAAAGAUUUUUGGAAAAGCACAAAAGGCUACGGAUUGCCCUGCUUGUUGUGGUAUUAUUUGGUGCUUGCAUGGUUAUAGGAGAUGGUGUGCUUACUCCAGCAAUAUCAGUUUUAUCAUCAGUGUCGGGAUUAGAAGUUACUGAAACUAAAUUAACAAAAGGUGAACUUGUGUUGCUUGCCUGUGUCAUUCUGGUGGGCUUGUUCGCACUCCAGCAUUGUGGCACUCACAGGGUAGCUUUUAUGUUUGCACCUAUUGUAAUCAUCUGGUUGUUGUCCAUAUUUUCCAUUGGGUUGUACAACAUUUUAUACUGGAACCCAAAGAUUAUUCGUGCAAUUUCUCCCUAUUACAUUAUCAAGUUCUUUGGUGUGACUGGUAAAGAUGGUUGGAUCUCUCUCGGAGGAAUCCUCCUUUCAAUAACUGGGACUGAAGCUAUGUUUGCUGACCUUGGUCAUUUUACGGCUUUAUCUAUUAGGCUGGCAUUUGCAUUUGUUAUAUACCCUUGUCUGGUGGUACAGUAUAUGGGUCAAGCUGCAUUUCUAUCUAGAAACCCCACCUCCAUCAAAAACAGUUUCUAUGACUCAAUUCCUGAACCUGUAUUUUGGCCUGUCUUUAUUAUUGCAACGCUUGCGGCUAUUGUUGGGAGUCAGGCUGUCAUUACUGCCACUUUCUCUAUUGUUAAACAAUGCCAUGCCCUUGGUUGUUUUCCGCGAGUUAAAGUUGUCCAUACCUCAAAACAUAUAUAUGGGCAAAUCUACAUCCCUGAAAUAAAUUGGAUCCUCAUGAUCCUUACUCUAGCAAUAACUCUUGGAUUUCAAGACACAACUCUCAUUGGAAAUGCUUACGGACUUGCGUGUAUGACAGUUAUGUUCAUCACAACAUUUCUCACGUCGCUUGUCAUAAUCUUCGUUUGGCAGAAAACUAUCCUACUGUCUGCUUCCUUCUUGCUAUUUUUCUGGUUCAUUGAGGGUGUCUACCUUUCAGCAGCUCUCAUGAAAGUGCCUCAAGGAGGGUGGGCACCACUCGUGCUCUCAGUCAUUUUUAUGCUCAUCAUGUACAUCUGGCAUUAUGGGACUCGUAAGAAGUACAACUUUGAUCUGCACAACAAAGUAUCAUUGAAAUGGCUUCUGGGCUUGGGACCCAGCCUUGGCAUUGUCCGUGUGCCUGGUAUAGGCCUCAUAUACUCAGAAUUGGCGACUGGAGUACCUGCAAUCUUCUCCCAUUUUGUAACAAACCUUCCUGCAUUUCACAAGGUUCUAGUGUUUGUUUGUGUAAAAUCAGUCCCUGUUCCAUAUGUUUCUCCUGAAGAACGCUUUCUCAUUGGUCGAGUAUGCCCAAGACCAUAUCGCAUGUAUAGGUGCAUAGUGAGAUAUGGGUACAAGGACAUCCAGAAGGAUGAUGGAGAUUUUGAGAACAAGCUCAUACAAAGCAUAGCUGAGUUCAUCCAGAUGGAAGCAGUAGAACCACAAUUUUCUAGUUCUGAGAGUCCGUCACUCGAUGGCAGGAUGGCUGUUAUGAGUACCAGAUCUGUUCAAUCAAGCUUGAGUUUAAUAGUAACUGAAGCAGACAUUAUUAGCAUCGACUCUAUUCAAAGCAGCAAAUCUUUAACCCUCCAGAGUCUGCGAUCUGCUUAUGAUGAUGAUAAUCCGCAAAUUAGGAGGCGCCAAGUGAGAUUUCAGUUGCCGCCAAAUCCUGCUAUGGAUCCUUCAGUUAGAGAAGAGCUGAUGGAUUUGAUCGAGGCAAAGGAAGCAGGUGUUGCUUAUAUAAUGGGACACUCAUAUGUGAAGGCUAGGAGAACGUCCUCAUUUUUGAAGAAGCUUGCUAUUGAUAUGGGAUAUUCAUUUCUUCGGAAGAACUGCAGGGGCCCUGCUGUGGCACUCAACAUUCCUCACAUCAGCCUUAUUGAAGUUGGCAUGAUUUACUAUGUCUAGUCUUUUGGAGGACUCCAUCAUCCAUUGACCUUACGCAUUUGCCAUUUUGAGCAGGCAGGGAAUACUGAGGCAGCUCAUGACAUUGGAGUGUCUAUGGAAGGAUAACAGUUAUGGGUUGGUUAUGUUUUGCGAAGUAGAUUCCCUCUUUUUGUUGCUCUAUUUUCCCAUCUGUAGAUAACAUUCUGCAAUCUGCAGCCAUUACAUGAAUUAUUUAUUUAGGCUUUUCACAUGAAUAGUUAUCAAAAGGUAAAGAAGAAUAAAGAGAAGGAUAGCAUAUGAAAUUGCAGUCCUGAAUUAGUCAUUCUUUACA